AUGCCACCUAAAAAGAAGUUGAAGGGUAGCGCAGCCCCACCCCGAGCACCCCGGCGUCCCCGAGCCUCCCAGGCGAUUCGCCCGCACUUCAACACCCAUACCACGACCAAUGGCAGCCAGUUCACUGUCCACUAUUACCUCCCGGCGGACCCCGCAGUGCCCAUUGUACGAGCGGACCCGGAGCGCACGUACAAUAUUGUCGGAGACGGCGAGACGAGCAGGACAACCAUCUUCGUUACCCUUCGUGUCCCUCCCGACAAAUAUCGGCAUCUCCAUCGCAGUUGGUCGAGGCCCAUUGAGACCGCACUCCCUCUCACACCGGCGACCUCAUUCCUGACUCUUACCUACCGCAAACCAACUGCAGCUAGAGAGCCCCCACAGAUCAACGACGCAGCUAAGGGAACGACCAACGCAGACCUCGACGAUUCGGCCAUCGACGUAGGGACACCAGUCGCAGGCUUCCUUGACUCCCCUGGACGAUCUGCGGAACCCGGUACAGGUGUGGUGGUACCACCCGAACCGGGAGGUCAUUUCCAGCCAAGCGUUGGUACUUCUUCUAUCGAGUCACCUGCAGCUUCUGCACAACAGCGCAACGCUGUUUCUGAUUCACUUCGGCCCCUUACUCUUCGUGAUCAGUCCGGUGUUACUGCAAAGUCUCCAUUUGGACGAAGCACGCCGACCGCCGCGAUUAAUCCUCUACAGGCUCGUGCUGCUGAAGCGCGUAAGCACAGCGCCGUUGACUCGUCAGAAGGCUCUGGCCAUAGCUCAACAUCACCGGUCGGCCUGAGGCCAUCGGGGCGCGUUGGUCAGUGGAGUGGUCUCCAGUUUCAGCAGCAGACUCAGCCGCUCGGCAGAAAGGUACCAACAAAUCCAGUACUUUUCGAACGUCAGUCGGCCCUUGUAGCGAAACCCGCUCAUUCGCCUUUGAUACAGGCUCAAGGCUUAACUAAUGUCGACGCGGACCACCAGGUGACUACUUUAGAUCUGCUGGAUUCUUUGCCCUCUCGAACUAGUCAUCACGACACAGGAACUCAUAUUGCUAGUGGCAGUGAAGAAGCCGACGUAGGCAAAACCAACGUUCCAGACGGACGUGCUGGUGAAGCAAACCAGAGAGGUUGUCCUUUAUUAGCUUCUGAGCAUCCGCCACGCCCACGACCCCUGUCAGCAUUCACGCCAGUGUCCGGACUCCCACGAAGACUUGUCGUCAAGCUGAAGCUUCCCAUUGGUUACACAUUAAACGAGAAUAUGGCACCAACACGAGAUCCGAGCGAUGUGUCGGGCGUUAUCAAGGACAUUGUUGACGACUUGUACGAUGUGCAAAGCAAAACUCACGGUUUUAUCCCCGAAACCCAGAACCUCCUGAUUGACAAGAUCGGAGACAUGGCUGAGAAGCUCGCGACACUUAAGGAUCUCACAGACCCUCAGAUAAAUCCCAACAAUCCCAUUCACGAUGUCCGAAUCGCGCCGGAAAUCGUCGACUACGUGGAUGAUGGACGAAACCCGGAUAUCUUCACACGUGAAUUUGUUGAGAACGUCCAGAGAGGCAAUUCGGUCAUCAAUGGAAAGAAGCAGGCGUUCCGAGACUUCAGCGUCAUAUUCGCGAAGGCGUUGAAGCAGGGUAUUGGUGGCGUUGACAAGCAUGUCGACCAGAUCAUGGAAAACGCCGGGCUGGAGCAGGAGUUAGAUGAGGCCAUGAAAAAGGACAAAUCCAAGGGGACGGAGAACGGUGCAGAGUGA
Cyphellophora europaea CBS 101466 is the source of this 1737-nucleotide messenger RNA. RefSeq lists its product as uncharacterized. Lineage: Eukaryota; Fungi; Ascomycota; Eurotiomycetes; Chaetothyriales; Cyphellophoraceae. Gene Ontology annotation, cellular component: mediator complex. Gene Ontology annotation, biological process: regulation of transcription by RNA polymerase II. The coding region runs from base 1 to 1737 and encodes 578 amino acids. The record is from RefSeq and is a predicted model, not a curated record. Gene Ontology annotation, molecular function: transcription coregulator activity. The transcript has a single exon.